This is a messenger RNA of Cladocopium goreaui, 3720 nucleotides long. NCBI's taxonomy places the organism in Eukaryota, Dinophyceae, Suessiales, Symbiodiniaceae. The record is from the annotation of a GenBank genome assembly.
AUGUCUUUGUUGGACAGUACACCUGUGUUCGAAGCAAGGGCUAGGGCUAUCGGCAUCGAUGACCAGGUCAUUGCCCAAAUGGGAUUGCGUGGAUGGGUGUCACAUGCAACUUAUGCUUUCUCGGUUGCAACGACGCCGGGUGGAGAUGAACAGAUAUUUGCAGACGGUGUCAUCACACCAUUGCUUGGGAACGCUGACCACAGAGACGCUCCAAAGCUUAGGAGAUUGUUCUUCGAAGCCCACACCUUGACCGCUGCCGAGAUGAAACGCAAGGUGGACUCGACAGAGCAGGAGGCGCCCAGGAAACUUCCUGCACCCGAAAUAGCCCAAAGGAUCGAGUUGCUGCAGGCCAGAAUUCACCCGUUGAUUGUGGCCAACUUUCUGGAACCGUCACAUCACUUGAUCAACUCGUUGGUGCAGUGCGUGGAGGAUGGCAGAGUGAGGUACAUUGAAUGGGCGCGUUGCACAUCGCGCACACAAGAGGUAAACAAUGUGAAGGAAGACAAUGACUUGAAGAUAUGGAAAGCUGACAGCUCAGGUGCUAUCAGGGCCACGAACAAAGACCCUGCUUUGGCCGCAGUCUUGAACACAGAGCUCGAUGUGCACCACGCACUGAGACGACGUGGAGUGGCAUAUGAGAUCGCUCAGGCGAUGACGUUUGAGGUGCACGAAUCAAUUAUCAACUAUUUCUUCUUCGAGCUGAAGAAAGAGCCCAUGGAAGGUUUUGCUCAAGUGACCUUGCAGCAGGUUGCAGCGGCUGACAGGGAGCUUCAUGUCAGAUUGGCUGAGGCCACACGUGCGGGUUUCCGCAACGGCCCGGCUGGAGAGUUGCCCCUUGACUUGCCAGCCAAAGCCAUUUUGGAGGGCCCUGAAUUGAAGUGGCUCCUGAUGCCGCUGCCAAAGCGGCCUGUGGCAAAAGCACAUCAUGGCGAUGCCCCUGGAAAGAUUUCACAGGAUGCAGAACCCAAAAGGACCAAGGUGGAGCCAAACAAGAACAAACAAGAGGCACUCCGGAUCAAAAAGUUGAAGAGGACGCCUAUGCCGAAGAAGCUGGUCGGCUGUGUGCCUUGCAACGAGGACGGCCAGCCAAUUUGUUUUGGGUUCAACCUGGGCACUUGCUCUCACUCAGGAGUUGCCUUGAAAGCAGAUGGCAAAGAGGGCGAUGAGGAUCGCCUGGCCUGGUGGCAGGCUCACGAAAGCGUGUGUCAGCCGCCCUUUUUGAAGGCAGUGGAUGCCUUGAGCACACGUUGGUUGCAAAGCGAAUGCGCUCUGCAACGGACACAAAUGAGGCAAAAGAGCCUCGGUCUUUUUGUGACAUCGCUGAAGAACAGUCGAGUCAUACUGGACCUGCUGCCAAUCAAGAAGUUGAUGGUCGGGCAGGGUCGAAUGCAACAACGCAUUCAAAGCAACUUUUCCUUUUGGAUUUAUUUUGUGGUACAGCUGGCGUGGCUGCAGCGUUUCGAGCAAUGGGUGGAGAGGAAAGGGAUGCGACCAGUUCCGCUCAGAUCUGAAGCUGAGCCAAUGGGUUUUUCUAGUUUGCGCGGAGUUGCAAAAAUCAAAGUUCUUGCUGCCAACAAGUUGUAUGCGUUUGCAAGAAAGGUCAUGGACCUGUGUGAGAGAAAAGGUUUACAACCCCGAGGGGCCAGAGCUCCCUUGCUGGUGGGUGAUUUCAAAUUCAAAAUCGACAUCAAAUCAACUGAUGUCACCAUUCCCGCGUCCAUCGAGGACAAUGUGCACGCUCCAUUUCAGGGCCUCCCCUUGCACUCUAAGUUGAUUUCUUCUCGAAUGGUAACUGAAGUGGGGGAGAAUGGCGAGAAGAAGGUUUUUUCCCUGUCGUCAUAUGGUGUUUUUCGUUCACCCUGGGAGUUUUUGGACAAGGCCCUAACGUUAGAGCACCCUUUGGACAGCCCUCAUACAGUGGACAAGAGCAACCUAAAGGCCAUGGUGUUCAUUAGGGACCACACUAAGGCGGAGGUGUUGAAAUUCAGGGCCCAGCAACUAAGAAGAUAUACAGAGAGAGCAGCCCAGCUCUCCAGUGAGGAGAACCAACUUAAGAACUCGCUGGAUCCCGAUGUCAGACGCGUGCUGGAGGGCAAACGACUGCUUCUAUUCAAGGACUCUUCAGUGUGGGCAAAGAAGAUGAUCCAUGCGUCAUGCAGACGAGUUGGUGCAGACCCUGAAAUAGCCUGGGCUGUAUAUGAGGAAACCAUUCAGCAGAAGGCGGAUGGCUGGGUGAAAGGGCCUUACACCUCUUCAGAAUUGGACAAGAAGUUUGAUGGUUGCUGGAUCCCGUCGAAAAGGUUCGGGGUGAGACAAGGUGGAAAGAUACGGGCGGUCGAUGAUUUUUCUGAAUUUUUGGUGAACGCCUCUGUAACGGCGACUGAGAAAUUGCAGUUGUUUGGACUCGACGAGGUUGUCAACACAGCGCGUACCUUCCUUGGUUGCGACUUUUUGAUGAUGGAUGAUGAGCUUGACAACUUGUGGUGCUCCGAACGGGUCAGAUUCUUCACAGGGCCCUGGCGAAAGAUAUUUGGAAGGGCGCUAGAUCUGAAGAGCGCUUACAAGCAACUUGCCCGGCAUCCAGCUGACAGCUGGGCAGCCAUCCUUGCGGUUUGGAAUGAUGAUGCUGGCACAGUCGAAUUUUACGAGUCAGUCGCCCUGCCGUUCGGGUCUGUAUGCGCUGUGAUGGCGUUUAAUAGGAUGGCAAAGGCAUUAAGGCUGAUUCUUUCAGAGCUCUUCAUGGUGAUCAACACAAAUUUUUUCGACGAUUUUUGUCAGCUUGAGUGCGAAGGUCUAUGCGAGUCAGCAUGGGAGACAGCAGAGUUUGUGAUGAAGCUUUUGGGCUGGCGCAUUUCCAUGUCUGAAGAUAAGCGUUCGGCUUUCGCUGGAGAAUUUAACCUUCUUGGAGCGGUGGUUGACCUGACGCGGUCUACAGCUGGGCUUGUGGCGGUUCACAACAAACCGUCUCGAAUUGCUGAUUUGCAGAGCUUGGUUCAAAGCAUUUGUCAAAGCGAGACAGUUGCGCUCUCGCUGCUCGAAACCUUGAAGGGCAGGCUGUUAUAUGCAGCGGGUCACACAUUUGGGAGGUGUUCUCAGCUUGCAAUACAACUUAUUUCUCGAGUUGCCAGGAGAGGGCCACUGGUGGUACUCGAUGAAAAACUCAAGGAAGUUAUCAAUGCGGCACUGCUUUGUUUGAUGGAUGCAAAACCACGUCAUGUUUCUGCCUGGUCAGGAAGACCCCCGCUUAUCAUCUUCACAGACGGAGCUUGUGAGGAAGAUGGCCUGUGUGUGACUCAUGGGGCUGCCUUUUACGACCCUGAAUCACAUCACGCCUUGAUGUUUGGUGACUAUGUACCAACUUGCUGGACAGACAAGUGGCGCACAGAAGGAAAGAAGCAGCUGAUCUGUCAGGCUGAACUAUUUCCAGUCCUUGUUGCAAAGAACACUUGGAGUCAUUUGAUAUCAGGACGUGCUGUCCUCUGGUUCAUUGACAAUAACUCUUCUCUUGCUGCAGUCAUUCGCUCAUAUUCACCUGUGCUUGAAAACUACGAACUUUUGGUUAUCAACGCGAGGUUGGACGUUGAGUUACAAGCAAUGCACUGGUACACUCGAGUACCUUCCAAGUCGAAUUUGAGCGAUGACCCAUCUCGUUUACAAUUCUCUGAGCUCGAAGCAAAGGGCUUCAAACGCUGCUCACCACGCUACGAUCUCACGAAAUAA